AGUUGUAGAAACAUCUCAAGGAUGAUCAAUGGAAACAGGAUGCACCUGAGCUCGAUUUUGAGUCUCGUAGUCAAAGGUCUGAAUACUAAUGUAAAUAAGGUAUUUAUGUGUUAAUUUUUUAUAAAUUUGUUUUCGAUUUGUCAUCAUGGGUGUAGUGUGGAUUGAUGAGAAGAAGAAAAAAUAAUUGUAUCAAUUUUAGAAUAAGGCUGUAACGUAACAAAAUGUAGAAACGGGUCUGAAUAGUUUCCGAAUGCACCGUAUAAUAAUACUUCCUACAUGCAAUUCCCUUAAACAUGUAACAUUUAAUUUUACUCAACUAAUUGCUUUGCAAUGUCGCGCGUCAAGCGCAGCAUUUUGCCACCGGCAGCACCCAUUGGGUAUUCGUUGUGCGGAGGCUGUUUGAACGUUAAAUGACGAGACAGAGGCAUUGAUGCGAGUAACCAGUCUUGUUCAGUACAUGACAACACAUCCGGGUAUCUCAAGCACCCCGGUAAAACACAAGAGUUGCAGUGAUGAACAUUUACCAACAGAUGGCAUCGCUGUGCCUUCUUACACCCAUAACAGAGGCGUACCUAAACGUUCACUUUUUCAACAGUGUGUUGAAGUGGCUGACAGAGAGCAGACUAGAAGCAUGCCCCGUUAAUGAGGCAGCUGGAGUUGUAUAGUAUUUCUCCGACCCAGACAAAAGAUGAUAUUGAAGUUUAUCUGUGCGGUUGUUACCCGGUCGCUAUUUCUCCUCAUCUCUCUGAUAGGAGUAUGGAGGGUGGUCUGGGUUAAGAAUAAUGCUCUUUAUUGGUUCUUGACGAUCCUUUAUCUUCCUCUGGUGGUCGAGAUGAUUUUAACCCUGAAGAGAAAACAAUUACAGGAUUAUAAAUGGUUUUCUCCUGCCAUCUUCCUGUUCCUCAUCAGUAUCAUUCCAUCUCUAUGGAUUCUAGAGUUACAUCAUCAGCAGAACAAAGCUACUGAUUCCAGGUGUGACAAACUGGAUUCAUCUGAAAACAUAAAGAGCCUGUUAAACAUGUGGAGAGGGAAUUCCACCAAUGGCAGCGAGACGUUACUCCAGGGUUCAGUAUCUCUGUUGUCGUCAGUGUGCGCUAACGACUGGAUCCUGGCCCUGCACCAGACCCUGUUGAUCCUGCUGGUCAUAGGGAAGUGGCUGCUCCCUGUUGCAGGAGGGGUGACCAGGGAUGAACUGUCUCAGCUCCUCCUCAUCUUCGUAGGCACUGCCGCUGACAUCCUGGAGUUCACCUCAGAGACACUGUUGGAUGUCAAGGACAGCAGUCCCAGCAUGGUGUACGUCAUCCUCGGAGUCUGGACGUGGAGUAUGUUCCAGUUUCCUCUUCACCUGUCAGUGUCUACCUCCAGACCUGAUGAAUAUUCAGAGGGGGACCAGGGUGUGUCUCUGCUGGCCAGACUAAGGACAGAUAUCUGGAGCAUGGUGGAGAGCCUCUUCGUCCAGGACGGACCCUUCCUGGUGGUCCGCCUCACCCUCAUCCUCUACUUCCACGUCAUACACCAGAUGCUCAUCUUCUUCGCCAUCAAGAACUUCCUGGUGGUCAUUCUGACCUUCUACCGUCUGUUUGCCAUCUACUGCAACUACAAGGCUUCAGGUUGAUCUGGGGUUAAUGUCACGACUUCCUCAGAAGUCGGUCCCUCUCCUUGUUCUGGCGACGUCACCGGUCUUCUAGCCAUCGCCAUCCACCAUCCACCUUCUCGCCGAUCCACCUUUCAUUUUCCAUUUGUUUUUUGUCUUUCCACACACCUGGUUCCAAUUCCAUUCAUUACAUGUUGUUUAUUUAACCCUCUGUUCCCCCCAUGUCCUUGUCCGGGAUUAUGUUUGCUUGUGCACGUUAUGCUGGUGUGGGUUAGGGUGGUAGAGGGCUGCUUGUGCACGUUAUGCUGGUGUGGGUUAGGGUGGUAGAGGGCUGCUUGUGCACGUUAUGCUGGUGUGGGUUAGGGUGGUAGAGGGCUGCUAGUGCACGUUAUGCUGGUGUGGGUUAGGGUGGUAGAGGGCUGCUAGUGCACGUUAUGCUGGUGUGGGUUAGGGUGGUAGAGGGCUGCUUGUGCACGUUAUGCUGGUGUGGGUUAGGGUGGUAGAGGGCUGCUUGUGCACGUUAUGCUGGUGUGGGUUAGGGUGGUAGAGGGCUGCUUGUGCACGUUAUGCUGGUGUGGGUUAGGGUGGUAGAGGGCUGCUUGUGCACGUUAUGCUGGUGUGGGUUAGGGUGGUAGAGGGCUGCUUGUGCACGUUAUG
This is a messenger RNA of Oncorhynchus keta (chum salmon), 2251 nucleotides long. Its product is annotated as transmembrane protein 26-like. The transcript has 6 exons. The record is from RefSeq and is a predicted model, not a curated record. NCBI's taxonomy places the organism in Eukaryota, Metazoa, Chordata, Actinopteri, Salmoniformes, Salmonidae. Bases 689 to 1615 code for a protein of 308 amino acids.